AUGAGGCGAAAGAAACUUACAGAAGGACCUCUACACCAUGAACUAGCUUACCAGCUCAAAUUGCUCAAGGGGCGCGUGGAGACCAGGCAAUCAUACAACAUCGUCCAAAGUAUCAACAUGCAGUUCAGCUCUCUCACCUUCGCCGUCCUCCUCUGCGCGGCUUCGGGCACACUUGCCCAGAACCAGCCAAAGGACAAGUACAAGUGCUAUGUGCCUUUCGAUACUUGCAGCAAGCCCAUCCCGGCUGAGCUGAAGGCUUCGAUGGCCAAGGAAUUCGGUGCCCGCAGCGAAUGCCGAUUGACGGAAGUUGUCUACUACGGCGCCCCCGACGCCGCGAUUGAGGGCGUGUACUGCGAGCCUGGUCCCGUUCGUAGCAUGGGUGGGACGUUCCGCUACUCCGUCGGGCGUGUUUCUACCGUUUGCCAUUCAAAGUGCGAGAUCUGGGGCUAG
Molecule: messenger RNA, 450 nt
Organism: Colletotrichum phormii
Lineage: Eukaryota; Fungi; Ascomycota; Sordariomycetes; Glomerellales; Glomerellaceae
Exons: 3
Coding region: 1-450 (149 amino acids)
Source: RefSeq, a predicted model, not a curated record